Messenger RNA from Lagopus muta (rock ptarmigan), 1097 nucleotides. It is a transcript of the gene MRPL53, whose product is annotated as mitochondrial ribosomal protein L53. Gene Ontology annotation, cellular component: mitochondrial large ribosomal subunit. The transcript is spliced from 3 exons. Bases 46 to 372 code for a protein of 108 amino acids. Lineage: Eukaryota; Metazoa; Chordata; Aves; Galliformes; Phasianidae. The record is from RefSeq and is a predicted model, not a curated record.
GCUGCGAGGGGCUGCCGGGACUCGUAGUGCCGGGGCGGAAAGAAGAUGGCGUCCCGGAUCCAUGUGGUGCUGCGGCCCGUGAAGAGUAUCGUAGUCCGCUUCUGUCCCUUCGAGUCCAACGUGGAGAGCACCAGAACAUUUCUCCAAUGUAUAAACCAUAAGAGAAUCCAAGCCACUAACAGGAACUGUGAAGUGUCUGCAGAUGUGAGACACGACGGAUCUGAACCGCUUGUAGAUGUUAUGUUUGCUGAUGGAGAGCGACUGAUAAUGAAAGGAGCCAACCUGACAACAAUUGAAAUGUUAACAGCAUUGGGGUCCAGAUGUAAUGCAAAAGAGCUUGCUGCAGAACAGAAAAGCAAGAAGAAUCCCUGAGGAACAGAACAACUGUGUUGCAUUUGCAUCCGUUAUAACAAGAGGCUGCAAAGAGAGAUUUUCUCCAAUGCAACAAAUCCUGAGAGGUGGCCAAAAACUGACCAGUUUAAUGUGGAGCAGAAUCAACUAUUGAAGUUCUUCACCGUCUUCCCUGAAAAGAAAACACAGUGGAUCAACAAAUUGUAUGGCAGCAGAGGAUUGAAAUGGCUUAAGAUAUGUGAAUGCAGCAGCCUCUUAUCUGCAUGUUGGACUAAUGUCACAUUUUUGCAUAUAAAUAUGAAUAUGCACAUUGGUUAUUAAAUUAAUUAGUGCUAAAGAGAAGACAGGUGUCUCUAGACAUUAUUUCCAAUGAAUUUUAAAGUACUCAUCACUGAUGUAGCUGAGAAACAACAGCCUGCAAAUACAGAGUAGAUUUUCAGAUACUCAGUUUACACUCUGUCUGUUGCUAAGUCCCUGCCAUUUUCUUCCUCUGUUAUUCAAGAAAGUGUGAUAUUUGCCAAAUGUAAAUUUAGCUCAGCAAUUAAAGUAACAAGGUAAUGGGAUUGUGAAUACACAGUAGAGGUACUCAUUGGGCAUAAAAGUAGCAAAAUUUAGCUCAAAGGGAAACAUAAGCUAGUGUUUUUGGUAAUUGGAGAAAAGAGCUAUCUUUGAAGUUCAGUUCUGAAAUAUUUUUGUCACUCACAUUUGGGAGAUUUCAUUAAAUGUUUCAUAAAGAUCAAAGGAGA